Melanotaenia boesemani (Boeseman's rainbowfish) is the source of this 1848-nucleotide messenger RNA. Its product is annotated as coiled-coil domain-containing protein 92-like. The transcript is spliced from 4 exons. The record is from RefSeq and is a predicted model, not a curated record. NCBI's taxonomy places the organism in Eukaryota, Metazoa, Chordata, Actinopteri, Atheriniformes, Melanotaeniidae. Bases 359 to 1267 code for a protein of 302 amino acids.
UCAUACCGGCUGCUUUGUCAACGCAGCGCUGCACUGCACGUAAAACCAGAAGGUGAAGAGGAGGUUAUUUCUUGGGCUGCAGCGGGAUUCAUUCAGCCUUUAAAAGAAAGAAAGAAAGAAAAAAACACCAGACAGCGAAAUAGUUUGCUCUGGAGCAAAACAGGAAACGAGUGACGUUGUGCAGACUGAUCGGGUCCUUUGUUUUCUUCGUUUGUGCUGCAUCAAGGGCAGAGAAGCAGGUCCAGGGCCAUACGAAGGUCCACGAGAAGCGGUUUGGAGAGGAUACAGCUUCUCUAUCACUGUAGGCCACGACAUCCAGCUACCGACAUAUGUGCUCAGGUUGUGUGGGUUUGCAGUCAUGGACACUGGGAGGCUGGAGCAGCAGGUGGCCAGUGUGGAGAGGGGCAUCACCUUCCUAAAGCAAGAGCACCUGGCCAUGCUGACUGGUCUGCAGCUGGAAAUCACACACCUGAAAAGACGCUGUCAGGAGCUAAGCUGUGAGCUGGACUCUAGGUUUCCUGACAGAAACACUGCUGAGGAGGAAGCUGAGCUGGCAGCACGGUGUGAGGCUGCAGAACGUCUCCUGGAGCGCCAGCAACAUAUGAUGGUUGCCGCUCGCGGGGAACUGCGGGCCGGCCGAGCACGAGCAUCGGCGCUCGGAAGGAGUCUCAGGGAGGAAGAGCGACGGUUCCUGGAGGAGCUGAAGCGACGCAGUCACAAGAUCACGCUGCUAAAUCGAGAACUUCAACACCAAAACAUCACCACAACGACCCUCUGCCACGAGCUUCAUGCUGCACGAUUAAAACUUUUCCAGCAGCGCCAGAGUGCAGGGUCUGCUGCUGAAAGAGAGCAAGAAGCCAAAGGACAGAAGGAAGAAGAGGAGGAGAAUGAUGAUGAUGAUGAUGAUGAUGAUGAUGAUGAUGAUGAUGAUGAUGGCCAGGGGGAGAGCUCAGACUGGCUCUUGUCUCCAACUCCUCCUGCCUCCCCCGCCCAACCAGAUGCCAGACACAAGAGGCGCACCACCGUGAGGGAAGAGAGGGUCAGAGCUUGUGUCCCACAGGAGAGAGUGACGGCACCUCAGAGGCCACACCCCAUGCCUGACCCCGCCCUUUUCUUGGUACCACUCAGAUACCGCCUCCUUCGCUUGAGGCAACCAAUGAGAUCACAGGAUGGAGAGGGUCCAGAAGAUGAGUGGGAGGAUAUAGAGGACAGCAGGGUGCACAGGAGGGUGGACAUGGGAGCAGGAGAAGGAGAAACAGCUCUGUGACAAAGAUGGGGGGGUGAAGUUGUCUUCCAGCAGGUCUUAGCCGACAUCUGAUCCAUUUAUUCCAGAUGAAGGGUCAGAUCAGACAGAUGUAAGCUUGGGGAUGUCUGUAGAUUCCAGUAAGUGUCAUAUUUAGUUAGUGUCACAAGCGUGUGUGUGGUCUGACCAAUACAUAAAUGUAAGAGAUGAAUUGAUUGUGCCACAUGCACUUUGAAAGUGUGAAGGAAUGGGGUCCAGAAAAGACUGGUUGGUGGUUCAUAUGGAUGCCUUUUUAUUUAAACACUGGUGGUCACAGCUUAUGCCUAUAACUAGUAGCCUUGCCUCUGGAUCAAUGAACACUUUCACCAUAUUGAUUAAAGUGGCUGCUUUUUCACUGCACUAUUCCAGGUUGAGAGGGUCAGAAGGCUUAGGUGCAUUUUGUAUGAUUUGCACUUUAUUAAAUUCAUGCAAUGUGCCUGUUGGCAAAACAGCAUUUAUGUUGUCAUGUCUGUUUUCAGUGGUCAAAAAGUUUAUAAAAUGAAUAUUUUCACCCAUCAAAAAAAGGAGAAAGGUUUUUCUCAGGAUCCCAGUAAGUCAUAACAAGA